Messenger RNA from Sturnus vulgaris (Common starling), 5187 nucleotides. RefSeq names its product solute carrier family 22 member 15 (gene SLC22A15). Lineage: Eukaryota; Metazoa; Chordata; Aves; Passeriformes; Sturnidae. Gene Ontology annotation, biological process: transmembrane transport. The record is from RefSeq and is a predicted model, not a curated record. Gene Ontology annotation, molecular function: transmembrane transporter activity. Gene Ontology annotation, cellular component: membrane.
GGCGUGCGGGGAGCGGGAUGGAGGUGGAGGAGGCGUUCUCGCUGGUGGGGCAGAUGGGCCCUUACCAGGUAUACCUGUGUGUCCUGCUGGCCGUGCUCCUCCAGCUCUAUGUGGCCACUGAAGCCAUCCUCAUUGCAUUGGUGGGUGCAACUCCUUCCUACCACUGGGAUCUCCAAGGGCUCUCAGCUAAUCAGAGCCAUGGCAACCAUUCAGUGAGUGAGCAGAGAGCUUUUGGGGAAUGGCUUCUGGCUGCCAAUGGCAGCGAGGUGCAUAAGCACAUACGCUUUGGCAGCAGCUUCACAUCCAUAGUCUCUGAGUGGUUUUUAAUUGGCAAUGCAUCAUACAAAGUCAGUGCUGCUAGUUCUUUCUACUUCAGUGGUGUGUUUCUUGGAGCCAUUUCCUUUGGCCAGCUGUCUGAUCGCUUCGGGAGGAAGAAAGUCUAUCUCACAGGUUUUACACUUGACAUCUUGUUUGGCAUUGCAAAUGGAUUCUCACCCUCAUAUGAAUUCUUUGCUGUUUCCCGAUUCUUGGUAGGGAUGAUGAAUGGUGGCAUGUCACUGGUAGCCUUUGUUCUACUGAAUGAGUGUGUGGGUACAGCCUACUGGGCAUUAGCAGGUUCUAUUGGUGGCUUGUUCUUUGCUGUGGGAAUUGCCCAGUUUGCUUUAUUAGGGUAUUUCAUUCGUUCCUGGAGGACUCUGGCUGUUGUGGUUAAUCUGGAAGGAGCAGUCGUCCUUCUCCUCUCUCUAUUCAUUCCUGAGUCCCCCCGCUGGCUGUAUUCCCAGGGCCGUCUGAACGAGGCAGAAGAUGCCCUCUACCUCAUUGCAAAGAGGAAUCACAAGCAGAAAUGCACUUUUUCAUUAAAACACCCAGCAGAGAGGAGCUCCAGAGAGGCUGGCAGCUUUAUGGACCUGUUCCGAUACAGGAUUCUCCUGGGACGCACCUUGAUCAUGAUGUUCACCUGGUUUGUGUGCAGCUUGGUUUACUAUGGUCUUACCCUUAAUGUGGGUGACUUAGGUGGAAGUAUUUAUGCCGAUUUAGCUCUGUCAGGCUUGAUAGAAAUCCCAGCGUACCCAAUAUGUAUUUACUUGAUUAACCAAAAAUGGUUUGGUCGGAAGCGAACGUUGAGUGCAUUUCUGUUCCUAGGAGGAUUGGCUUGUCUUAUUGUCAUGUUUCUGCCUAAGAAGAGAGAUACUGGAAUGUUUGCAGUGGUGAACAGUCGCUCUCUGUCUUUGCUGGGAAAACUGGCAAUAAGUGCUGCUUUUAACAUUGUCUACAUCUACACAUCAGAACUUUAUCCCACGGUCAUAAGGAAUGUUGGAAUGGGUGCCUGCUCCAUGUUUUCUCGUGUUGGUGGAAUCAUUGCGCCUUUUGUCCCUUCAUUGAAAUCUGUACAGUGGUCUCUGCCUUACAUUGUGUUUGGAGCAGCUGGUCUGUUGUCUGGGUUCUUAAGCUUAUUGUUGCCAGAGACCUUAAACAACCCUUUGCUAGAAACUAUAGCAGACCUGCAGGAGUGCUCCUACUGGAGGCUGGGUGAUGAAGCUAUGUCACUGCAAGGCCUAGAUGGCUCACAGUCUGGUGACAGAGACAGCUCUACAGGGAGUGGAAGUGAAGAUGAGUUCUAUGAUGCUGAUGAAGAGACUCAUAUGAUCAAGUAAUGAAAAGAAGAAACACUGGCCUAUUCUAUGCCUCUUCUUGCCCAGUCAGUCCAGCUGUAUGACAAGUACUGGGGACCUUGCUUGCCAGGCAAUGUAAUUGGGCAAGUGCCUGUGUUUUUCCCUACUAGGAGAGGGAUUUGACUACUGUUCAGACUGAUGACAUCACUGAUGCGUUCCAUACGAGGCAGCCAUUUCAAUUCUUGUGGUUCAGAAUGACAGUGCAUGGACUGCAUUUAAAGCCAGGUGAGACAACAAGAGUGAGAUGAUGUAUUUCAGAAGCCCAGGAAAUAACCUAGGCUUAGACAGGUUUGGACAGAUCAUCAGUGCACAUGUGUUAGUAUUUUAUUUUCAAAGUGGUGGAUUUUGUUCCAUUACAAAUUGGUAAACUUGGAAACAACCACUGUAUUUUUCCAUAAGGGUGAAAGUGGUCAGAGAAUGUGUUGUGUGUUACUCCAAUGGGAACAAAUUGCUGAAAUUGUAUGUUAAAAUGGCUUUUGCAUAUUUGGUAGAGGAGAGGCAGCUGUGAACAAAAGGUUUCUCUGUGUGCACACCUGUGCAGAGUUACAGGUGCAGCUGGUUAGUCAUGAGCUGGGCUUUAACUUAGUGAUAACGGAAGCCUGGGAGGAAGGACUACACAAAAGAGCAGCUGCAAAGCCUGUGGACAUAAGGAACGUUACUGACUUUUAACCUUCUUUUCAUACACAAAACUUUUUCUUGGUCUAUCUUGUGCCUGUGUUUGCCAUGUGUUCCCCACAUCUUAGCAUGGCUGUUUAUUGCUUUGCCUACUUUUACCUUGUCCUCACUUUGCCAUAACUAUUGAAGCUCAACAACUUCUCUGUGCAGUCAAAUAAUUCUGUGAUGGAUAUCAUUUCCUGGGUGUGACAAAGGUGAGGUAUUUAUCACAUACCUUGUGUGUGUGGUGUGUUAGAAUGUAUAGCUCAUUUUUCUGGACCUGUCUGUGUCUUUAUUUCUGGAAUGGCUUAACUCUAAAUGGUAAGAGGAACUAUAGGGUGCUGCUAUAUUUCGGAUGUUGUUGUCAGGAAGCUGCUAGUGUUUAUUUUCAAAUCUUGUAUGUAGCUACGGUUUUCCUUCAGAAAGAAAACAAAUAUCUUUGGAUCUUUUUGGUUACUUGAUGUUUUUUAACCAGUGCUUGCUUAAGCACUCGGUUUCUUGACCUUCUUAAGGAAAACAAUUUAACUUUUCUGUUUUCACUGAACUUUCUGUAAGUGCUUCAUUAGAGGGGUAUGGAAUCCUGAAAUAUGAAACAUGAACAUGUGAAAUGUUCAAACUACAAAAAUGAGGCCUUACAAAGAUUCCGUUUUCUUGAUUACAUUGCCAUCUUCAUCCUCUAACCAGUGGCUUUCUCUUUGUUAAGAUUUGUUUCCAUAAAAUGUUAGUCUUCCUACUUUGAGUUCCUAGUAAAGUGCCACACAAUGACAGCAAAUAUAUUUUCAGGUUCGUGAGCCAUUUUUGCAGACCUUAGAAUUAAAAAGGUGGGUCUAAAAGUAUCAAAAUGCUGUCUGCUGAAUAUUUCCUGAUUAAAUUGAGAAGUUCUUUUACUCUGCAAGGAGGUGAAAGUAAACAGCAUCUGAAAUUUGCAGCUAGCUGCUUGAACUUUGUUCACUGGGAAGCGUAAUGCUGAGCAAGGUGCAGCUGCCCUGGUUGGUGUAGAAGGCAACUCAGAGUCUGCAGUUUCACACAUGCAGCAAUCCAGUUGGAUGUGAACUUGAUCCAGGUGUUGACUGUGAGCAAAGAUGGGAACUUCAGUCCCUAUGGACAGUCUGUCAGUAUUGUUGAGUUUUUUGCCUGUAUUAUGAGUGUCACUGGAAGAAUUCUCACUCAUGGUCUUUGCUUUUUUUCCACCCCCCCCGACUCAUGAGUGGUUGUUGUAGAAGUGGUACUUUUUAACCCAGCUGGGUAGUCUUUCUGCCUUAUUUGGCCCUUCUGUGUAUAAGAAAAUUUCACCAAAUAAGGUACUCAGAAAUAGUGAGAAAAAUUGAAUUUAUUAAAAUAUUUUUAAAUUUUUUAUUCACACUUUAAUUUAUGGACGGCUGGGAAAAUGACUUUUUAUUGCUGAUGGCAGACAGCAGUAAGCCUGGAAGUAUUAACAUGUUGGCAAGAGCCAAUAGUUGUUUCUAGGUGUUUGUUGCCUCUGUCCCUCUUUGGGUGGAAUAAGUCAGAAACUGUCGUUAUCUUCUCCUGGCAACUUUGUGUAAUGCCUCAAGACCCUCAAUAGAACUUUCAUUAACAGUAGAAUGCUGUAAUGGUUCGGGUGGAGAAGAUUACUCUUUACAGGACCUGAGCUAGAUUUUGUUAGUCUUCAACUAAAAAUUAAAUUUACCUUUUCACUCAUGCUCUUUUAUAUCAUUGGUAUACAUAUGUAAAAUUGCAAAAACAAGAGUGAAGGCAUAAUUAGCAAAUUUUUGGCGUAGGAAUUGCUGCUUUUUUUUAAACCUUAAAUCUGUCCUGUGUUUUCACCUUUGGAAUUUUGAAGGGAAUAUUUAAAAAGGAAUUUUAAAUCUUCCAUUGUUACUUUCCCAUAUCAGUUAAUUCAGAAAGUUUAGAGCAGAGAAACCCUGCAGGAGGAGCUCAGCAAUGUAACAUAAGACUUUGCUCUCCAGCUUUGUGUUCUGAAGUUCAAAUCCAUAAAGGUGCAUAAAGUUUCUUUUCUGAGGCUGUUCAUUUUUAGUAUGAGCUGGCCUUCUGGUACAGAAACCUGUAGGAUCAAUUUUCUUCUUACCGAUGAUAUAUAAUUCUUUACAAUAUUGAGAUACAACUAUCUCAGUGUCUGGGGUAGUAAGUUUGCUAUGAGGAGCUAUUGGAAAGCAGAGGAUGAUGCAGCACUGGAUAGUCAGUUUACUGCAUAUUGUAGUGCUAGGAAUCUGAGACCAAGGUUCUUGCUAUAGUUUAGUGCAGUAUAAUAAUCUUCUGCCAAGUUUUUGCUAGAAUAGCCAGUACUCUUAGCUAUUUUCAUGUUGUGCAGGUGCUAAGAUACCACUUUUCCCAAGAUAGAAUUUCUUCUCUGGAUUCCUUUAUCUGUGGUUUUCUGUGUUUUUAUUUUCAGGUAGCUCACUUACUGGGUUUUUGCUAGAGAGAAGAGAGCCUUUCCCAUAAUGCUGAUUAGUCAUGUCUCAGCAGAAUCCCAAACAUACCUCACCUACCUGGGGAGCUCACAAGUGAUAAGUGAAUACAUCUAAGAGUGAAGGAGAGUGACAGGUCAUGAGAGGCAGCAUGGAGGAGAAUGAGCUGGAAGAAGUAAAAAAAAAAAAAAAAAAAAAAAGUUGGAUUCAACUGAAACACUUUAGGGCAAGGGUAAAUAAAGCACAAAAUAGCAGCUGUUGGGUAGAAAUACCAUUCUUGCUCCUUGUCUUGACUUGAAGUUUUUGCUUUCAGAGCUAGUAUUGGUUCUAGAAUGUCAUAUUGGGGAUAUCAGUUUCAUAAUUUCCUUUUUAAUAUCCACUGUGUCCAGCACUGCCUCUUCAGUGAUGAAACGUUUAUUUGGAUCAAAAUAAAAUGUGGCCUGCCUCUUUUC